GAUGUGUGCAGAUGCAGAUAGACUUGUUCCUGUCUCUUCAGUGGUAUAGUCUACAGCCACUUCCUGUGCAAUGCGUCAUUUCUUUUCUUUCUCCAAAUCUAACUGUUGUCUCGCAGUCAUGGCUUCUGUUAUGACAAAUAAAGCUACCAGCCUUCUGAUUUUUAUAAGCAUUCUUCAAGGAACUCAGAGUGUCUUCAUAGAACACAAAACAGAGGUAAAUGUGGCAGUUGGACAGAACAUCAGUCUGCCGUGCAUCAUGUCCAAGGAGCAUCCAACAAUCAUCCAGUUACAAUGGCACAAAGAGGGAGAAAAGGGAGAGCAAAAAUUAGUGGUGUUUAAUCCUUCCUAUUCUGUUCUUUACUAUGCGAAUCAUAAAUUGGAGCUGGUGAACGAAACAAACACCACUGAGUUGCGAGGCUCCAUCUUGCUUUUGCAGGAGGUUACAGAGAAGGAUAGUGGAAACUAUGUUUGCGAUAUCGCCUCAUUUCCUGCUGGCAGCAUCAAAACAGUCACAAAAGUCCAAGUUAAAGUGCCAGAGGUUUCAAUGAAGAUCACGUCCCCCGAGAGGACUGUAAUAGAAGGGGACACAGUGAACAUCAUAUGUGCCAGUGAUCCUCCACCUGACAAGUACAUGUUAUUAUUCUCACGGAGUCAAUCAAUUAUGGAAAGUCAGGAUGGAAAAUUCACAAUUCAGAACAUUACUCGGCACAUCAGUGACCUGAUAUGUCAGCCCAUCUGGAACUCAUCAAACCAACACUUACAAAGCCUCAAUGCAACUAUGUACCUGACUGUAGACUUUCUUGACAAUAUAGAGUGUAAUUCCGAGAGCCGGAUACAAGUUGAGACUGGGACAAAUCUGACAAUUACCUGUGACGCGAUGUCUUCCAAGUCCUUGCAUUUUGUCUGGAUGAAGGACAACAUUACAGUGUCCUCCAAUGCCAGUAUAAACCUGUGGUCAGUGAGUCCUGAGCACAAUGGGAUUUACACCCUGAUUGUUCACACUGCAAAUCAUAGUCGUCUACACAGACAGAAGGAUUUUACAGUUACUGUGAUGAACAGCACACACACAGAACAUCUGAUCAGCACCAUGAUUAUGGAAACAACACCACAGACAACUAUGACAACAGCACACAUCAGCACAACUAUGACAACAGCACACAUCAGCACAACUAUGACAACAGCACAAAGCAGCACAACUAUGACAACAGCACAACCUAACGUUACAAUGCCGACAUCACAACCACACCAUACCACUGACGCCACAUCUACUGAGGAAGUUAUGAAUAUCAGCACCUCAGCUCCAUCUACUGGAAACAUCACCAUGGUGAAUGUAAACAUCACAACACCACACACGGGUGUAAAGAGCUCAGCCACCACCUUCACACACACCUCAAGUGAGGGUAGGACACUGUCUGAGAUUUGCUGUACAUCCAGCCCAGGAUCUACCAGCAGAGAAAUCACCUCUGUACACCCAGAUACCAGUACAAUCAUCCUUACAUCGGCUUCCAUAAACAAGGCCACUGUGAGAAUAAGCAAUGUCUUAACAACUAUAAUUACAAGAAAAGAUGUAAGUACCACUAAGUCACAUGGGGUGUUUGUUAUCAUUCCUGUUUUCCUCGUGUUGGUUGUGAUUGGGUUUCUUUACCGGCAGUACCUGAUUCAGAAAAGGCUGGAUAUGCCACCCCCAUUCAAGCCUCCUCCUCCACCAGUGAAGUACACAUCAGCAAGAAAUCAUGAUAUACCUGUUACUGACAUUUUAGUAUGAUGAUUUCAUGCAUAAAAACAGAGCCUUUUAUACUAACCAUGUGUUUUUUAUGUGGAGAUUUCCACUGUGCACCUUAAGUUUUUGAUUUAUUUUGAUAUUCUGUGUCUGCCGGUAAUAUAAUUAAAUACAUUAAAGCUAUUCCUUAUUUUGUAAGCAGGAACCAUAUUCCACACCCUUUCACCACCUGUCUUGGUCUUGGUAUAAUGUGAUACAAAAAAUUUUAAUAUAAAUAAAUUACAGUUUAUUUCCAGGGAUGUCCCUUGAUAUGCCUGAUUUUUCUAUAAGGCUGUAAUAACAAGGCCAAAAAUCACAUUUCUAGUUAAAUUGUUAAAGGUUUAGCAUCAAAUUCAUAAGAAGUGGGUUAUAGUCCAUCCAUCCAUCUUCUACCGCUUACUCCUUUUCAGGGUCACGGGGAACCUGGAGCCUAUCCCAGGGAGCAUCGGGCACAAGGCAGGGUACACCCUGGACAGGGUGCCAAUCCAUUGCAGGGCACAAUCACAUACACUCUCACACAAGAGGGUUAUAGUGUGGAAGUUAUUUCAAUUUGUGAGCAGAUACUGUGGCAAGUUAGACUCUUUACCUUUGAAUGCUUUUGAAUGUAAUUUGAUAUUUUAAAAGCAAAAAUCCUAAUUUGAAUUGUUCUUUCCUAUUCUAUGUAUUCUAUAUACUUGUUCUGUGAGUUUCCUGAAUGUUAUUAUGAAAGUAAUUUUCAGGUGCCAGAUGCACUGCUCAUGGCAAUUCUUUUUGGAUUACUGAGGAUAUCGGACACUACAAAUGUGCUAGAAAUUCCAUAUGAAAAAAUUCAACACUUCAAAUUGCUAUUAUUUGAUAUAUCACUCCUGCUUUUAUUUUAUGGUAACUUAUAGGCCUGCUGUAUAUGAACUAGUGGUACAAUUUACCGUAAAAUUUUGAUAUUUGGUAUUUUUUUUAAAUUAUCAGCAUCAGCUGAUAAAUCUUCCCCUUCGGCUGAUAUUUGACAAGUCAGACUUUUGACACCAUAUUAUGGAAGUAUUUUGCGGACAAUAUUCAAAAGCAAUAACACAUAAAUUGUGACAUAAUUCAAAUGAAAAUGCAAAUCGUGUAUUACUGUUUGCAUUUUCAUUUACACGAACGUACAGUGUCUGCCAAAUUUCCCCCCAAAAAAUGUAGCAAUAAAAACUACUUGUUUUUUUACAGCAUUUUGCUGUAGUUGCUAAGACUAUAACUGGGUUAUUUGUGGCACAAUAAUGUUUAUAUAAUUAUUAUUUAUACGUGUAAUCACAUUUACAAAUGUUAGAUAUCCUGAGAAGUAGAUGAUUAUAAUCUUGGUAGAAUGUUACCAAGUUGCCCAGGUCAUGCAAUUUUUAGACGGUCCCUUAAUGGCUUUAUUACUAUAAAGCACUGGUGAGCUGCGUUUCUGAGAGAUUAGCUUCAGGGGGAUUUAACGGGAGAAAAAUGUAAAAUGUAUUCAAUUGUACUUGGUUCUCGUUCCACUCCAGAGUAAGACAAUACACAUUUUGUCCUAUCUGUGUGUUUAUUAUUUGAGAAACAGAAGAGAGAAUCUCGAAUGUGCAGUGAAUCCCCGGUGACUGUAAGCCAGUAGUGAUG
Molecule: messenger RNA, 3352 nt
Organism: Ictalurus furcatus (blue catfish)
Lineage: Eukaryota; Metazoa; Chordata; Actinopteri; Siluriformes; Ictaluridae
Product: T-cell surface protein tactile-like
Exons: 9
Coding region: 71-1765 (564 amino acids)
Biological process (GO): cell-matrix adhesion; inflammatory response
Source: RefSeq, a predicted model, not a curated record